AUGGCCCUCGUCGCCGUCAUCGCGGUGGUGCUGCCAGCAGCGGGCGUGCACGUGGGCGUGGUGCACCAGAUCCCCGAGGGCCACGUGGGCGUGUACUGGCGCGGCGGUGCGCUGCUCAAACAGGUCACUGAGCCAGGCUAUCACCUGCUGUUGCCCUUCAUCACCACCUACGAACCCAUUCAAGUCACGCUACAGACAGACCAGGUGACCAACAUCCCAUGCGGCACCAAGGGAGGAGUCAUGAUCUACUUUGACAAGAUUGAGGUGGUGAACCGGCUGCGGCACGACUACGUGUACGAGACGAUAAAGCAGUACGGGGUCAACUACGACCGCACGUGGAUCUACGACAAGAUCCACCACGAGAUCAACCAGUUCUGCAGCGCGCACACGCUGCAGCAGGUCUACAUCGACCUCUUCGACCAGAUAGACGAGAAGGUGAAGGAGGCGAUCAUGCGCGACCUGGUGCAGUACGCACCGGGCAUCGAGAUCAUCGGCGUGCGCGUCACCAAGCCCAAGAUCCCACCCGUCAUCGCACGCAACUAUGAGCAGAUGGAGGAGGAGAGGACUAAGGUGCUGAUAGCGAUGGAGCGGCAGAAGGUGGUGGAGAAGGAAGCUGAGACGGAGAAGAAGCGGGCAGUCAGCGAGGCUGAGAUGGCAGCUCAGGUGAGCCGGGUGCUGAUGGAGCAGCGGGUGCGGGAGAGGGAGUCGCAGCAGCGACAGCAGCAGAUAGAGGACGAGGUGUUUGUGGCGCGCGAGAAAGCAUUGGCCGACGCCCACCACUACAGAGUGAUGCGCGAAGCAGAGGCCAACAGUGCGCUGCUCACUGCACAAUUCCUGGAGCUCAAAUUCAUUGAGGCUCUAGCCAACAACACCAAGCUUUUCUUUGGCGAUAAGGUGGGUGCGUAG
Closterium sp. Yama58-4 is the source of this 906-nucleotide messenger RNA. Lineage: Eukaryota; Viridiplantae; Streptophyta; Zygnematophyceae; Desmidiales; Closteriaceae. The record is from the annotation of a GenBank genome assembly.